AUGGAUAACAACCGAAGCGCUCGUGCGAUGAAACGACCGAUACCGCCUUCGGGGGCAAACGAAUGUACCAGAAAGAAACAUCAAGGUGAACGCCAUCAGAACUUGGAAACGGCCGCUGAACCCCGCCCAAGCGCUGUGCCUUACCCCAACGCUGUGUCCUACCCGAACGCUGUGCCUUACUCCAUCGCUGAUUUGCCCGCUGCUGAUAGUGUGGAUGGCAAUUUUAGUCAAUUACACAAGGCUGAAAGUAUGUACUUGCAGCUUCAAACUCUUUACCAACUGAUUGAUGCGUUUGACGUACCCGAUGGUGAUAUCGAGUCGUUGAAUGCGUUGAGAAAUUUUAAGAGCAAUAUAAAGUAUGACUUUCUGUUUGGCAAGCAGUUUAAAAACGUUACCAGUGGAAGUACCUCGCAAAAGGAUUGGGACCAAAUUGGUGGUUGGGAUGGGAUUGUGAAGCGUCUAUUAGAAGUGGUUGAGGAGAUUUCAAACCCCGAACAAGCCCCAUUACCGAUAAUUCCUAACCUGUCGGUGUACGUUGUUGACUGUUCACAAGAAGCUUCUGAUACUAAACCCAUCCCUCCGUUCCUCAAAGCGUCUUUUGGUAGUUAUCCCGAAUUUACGCAAAACGAGUUGAGACGGAAAAACUUCUACGCCGUAUCCAACCCCGCUUUCAAACGUGAAAUGCAUGUGCAACUUUUGCAGACCAAAAAUCUACAUGCGUUUAGCGUGGAUUUCUCGCCGAACGGUAGAUUAUACGCCCUUGGAUGCAACGGCAAUGCCUAUGUAUUCAAUGCGGACUCUGGGAAUCAAGUUGCUAAAAUAAGCAGCACGGGCGUAAUCAGUUCAAUAAGCUUCUCGCCUGAUGGCAAAUAUUUGGCCAUGGGUGGAGAUCUGGUCAAAGUUUGGGAGUUCUCAGACAACGAACUCGACAGCAAGAGCAAAUUCAUCUGGAAAAUGCCAUACAGCGAUAGCAAUAUCAAGCACAAUUUCUCGGUUGCUUUUAUUGAUGGCAAUCGGUUAGUGUAUGGACUGUCUAACAAUACCAUAACGGUUCGGCGCUUAACUUUGGGGAUUGAGAAUUCAUGGCCAACUGUCACUGGAGUUAACCAUGUGGCUGUACUGACUGGUAAAAAAUAUAUCGCCGCUGGUUUGAUGGAUGGUACCGUAAGGGUGUAUAAAGUGAAUGCUUCUUAUAGGGAGUGUGCAUGUUUUGGCGACGCGAAUGGCAUACCAGUUUAUAACGUUCGAUUCACUAAUGGGGAUAAGCAUGUUCUUUCGUGUUCUGGAAGUACUCUGAAAGUAUGGGACCUUGAAAAUUACGGAAACACUCAAGCGCUGCAGUGUAAAGUUGCCUUCGUUGGACACAAGACGCCUACAUUGUCAGUUUGUGCGACGCAAAAUAGCGGAUUGAUUGUGCUGUGCUGCGAAAGCGGGGAGAUUAUCCUCUUUCACCAGAAAAGUGGAAACGUCCAACUACAACUCAAGGGUCACGACAGCAGGGUGAGAGCGAUAGCAGUCUCCCCUGACUCUAUGGCUAAUGAGGUUUAUUUUGUUAGCGCGUCAAUGGACGGUACCACGAAGUUGUGGAGAAUCAUGCGUUUUCCAAAACCAGUACCAUGGUUCGAUAUCUGUAAUGAACGGCUUAUUAUGAAAACCGCAACUCAUAUGGUGGAUGGUAUUGACAAUCUGGAAAACCCAAACAAUCGAAGAGCCGAAUGGUCGGGCAAUAUAUCGACCGAGUAUGUGCUUUCAAAGAUUCUUCAAAUCUUAUACCCAGGGUCCAGCAAAAGCUCUCUCUCGCAAAGAUGCCUGUACCUCCUUUGCAAUAGGCAGCUCGCCAUUAUUCUGAGAAUGUAUGGAUUGCCUUUCGAUGUUAAUCCAGAACAAGAACAUGUAAAAUUUAUUCUGGAAACUGAGAAGCCUCAUAGCGAUUUGGUUAGGGCUCACUUCGGAUAUGCUUACAAAUUGCAUUAUCCAUACGAAUAUCGACUUUUUGAAAUUUUCUUGAAGCUUUUUUUCCCCAAAAUUGUGCAGAUGGAAGGAAACCUGGAGUGGAAGUUUGUCUAUAAAGAAGCCAUCAGCUCACUUGAAGAGCAUUUACUGGGUCGGGUGCGAUUUGAAGUUGUUGGAAGGGGCGACGGCUAUUGGUGCCCACAUAUUGUCCAUUGUCUCGUCGACAACAGAGUGGAAGCUGUGGUGAAAGCGUGUUCUGAAGAAGACGCAAAAUUGAAAGCUGCUGACAUGGUGCUUAAGCAGCGGGGUCUCCCAAUCUUGAAAGGCAAGAGACAUGUUCAAGGAUGA
This is a messenger RNA of Diutina rugosa, 2301 nucleotides long. RefSeq lists its product as uncharacterized. The transcript has a single exon. The record is from RefSeq and is a predicted model, not a curated record. Bases 1 to 2301 code for a protein of 766 amino acids. Gene Ontology annotation, biological process: transcription initiation at RNA polymerase II promoter; RNA processing. Gene Ontology annotation, cellular component: transcription factor TFIID complex. Gene Ontology annotation, molecular function: protein binding; ribonuclease III activity; RNA polymerase II general transcription initiation factor activity. Lineage: Eukaryota; Fungi; Ascomycota; Pichiomycetes; Serinales; Debaryomycetaceae.